CUGAUCCACUAGGUUAUGGCAUCUCAGCUGAGAGCAGCUGUGAGGUUAAACUCUGCUAAACCUAUUGCAACAAUUGUUUGGUUUAUAAAUGGCAGCUUUAUCACUCCAGAUAAAGGUGUGAGCCUAAACACGAGGUUUAUAACGAAAAGAAGAAAAAUAUUAUCCUGGAAGAUUAUGUCCUACGUAACCUCGACUCAGUAUUGUAUAUUUUAAACGUUUAAGGCAUCAUGAAUAUUCGUAAUGACUGAAGUUGGAAGUGGAAUAGGGUCGUCAUCAGUGGCGACCGGUCAUGGCUGGCGACAGUGUCUCUAUUGCCAAGGUCGCAUCUUUAAACUUCCAAAUGAUUUUAUUAAACAUAUACGGGAUUGCCAUUGUGCAAAGGAAGGUGGAAGUUUUGUAUGUAGGUAUGGCUACAAUGGUGUGUGUUCAUCAUUACCACUUGAGGGUGUGAGUGACCAGGAUUAUGAGGACCAUGUAUUAAAACACCAUGCUUUCACCAUGCUUAGCAAAGGAAGUUCAGGAGUGAUAUCGAAGUCCCAAGCAAGAAGCAGAGAGGAGAAAUGGGGCGUCUUCUCCUCAACUCAAAAUGUUCCUUCUGUACUUAAUGAUCCAAGAAAGGGGAUGACGCGUGAUUUUUUCACUAAAACUUGGGGUGAAAGUUUUGUAGAAGUUCGAGAAAUUCCUGCUCAUGUGGCCCUCCCUCAAGUUACCACCAAACAUGUGGAGUCUUAUGUCAGGCGAUUACGCAAAAGGCAAAAGCUCCUUGCUCGAUUAGCUACUUUGCAAGCUGGUAAAGCACAGGAGGCUGCAGAAGAAUCUUCUCUGGAACCUAAUCCUAGAGUAACUGAUCAGUUAUCUCAAGAGGGAGUUCCAGCAAUCUUUCUUUCCAGUGGAUUCUCUUUGAAAGACCCGGACACUUUUUAUUCUGUUUUCUCACAUGUAACAUCUGCAGGAGUGUCACUUAAAAAUGCAAAAAUCCUUCAAGAGAAGCUAUUCCACUAUUUAGAAAUUGUUGAAGUGGAUAUGAGUAGGCAGAUAGCAAGAAAAUCCUCGGCAUUUUUUGAUACUAUGACUUACCUAAAUGCUCAAAUGGAGCAGUUGAGACUGAAUCAUGCUGCAGUUUCCACUCUCAGAAGAGGCAUCUCAACUUUACAUCAGGAGGCUGUUGUGGAGCCACUAAAAAUUUUAGCCUUGCCAAGAAGAAGAGACAAUAUCACUGCUACAUGUAAAAAGCUUGAAGUAAUGAGUGCCGUUCGUGAAGUUCAAGCAACUAUCCAGGUGAUGCUGGCAAGACAGGAGUUCACUGCUGCACUUGAUCUUAUUUCUACUACGCAGGAUCUUCUCCAUACAGAACUCAGUACCAUCAGAAGUCUCAAACACUUGAGCUCGGAACUGUCAGAGCAUGAAAAGCUAAUUGACAAAAUGGUAUCUGCUGAUUUCAUAAAAUAUAUUACUGAAGAUCUCAAUCGACCACUUGAUGAUACACAAACGUUACUUGAAGAGGACCACUUAAUUGCUGUAGUAUUUGGAGUACUUCGGCUACAAAAAUUUGAUUUUUUAGAUAAUUUCAGAGAAGAAAUAUAUACUGCAAUAAAGGCUACAGUCAAGCAGGCUGUUGUAGAGGCUGUCAGUAAGGUUGAAAUAGAUCAGGAGUCAGCUAGCGUUGCAGAUCAAGCCCGGGUACUAUCUAUUGGUGCUUGGCUCUCUCUCCUGUCAGUUGUUACAUCGUGGUUGAACAUUGUCAUAGCAAGAGUUAAGGGCAUAAUAGAAGUUAUGGUGCAAACUGUAGAAGCGGGAGCAGGGAGGACCAAGCCAGUCACUGAAGGAGUUCAGACUGCAUCUCUAGUCACACUAAGCAGUACAGAUGGGGAAGCAGUCCUGGGGGAAGUAGCGUGUGGACGGGUUUUAAGUGGCUUGCGUGAAAUUUUGUGUUCCACGUGUGAUUAUGCUCAUGAUCGCUGUGCCAAACUUCUUCAUGCAAGAUCAAGAGAGCAUGGCCUGGACAAAAUGACAGCAAAUGAAUUCCUAACUCUUUCACGCAUCAUUGAAGAUUUUGUGGCUGAUGCGGAAAAUGUAUGUGGGCGUAAAAGUACUUCGUUCCGAAUGGGGUUACAAGGACAGGCUACAAGAUUUGUGUUGCGAUUCCAUGAGGAACGUGAAGCCAGGUACAAACUGAACAUGAGCAGUGAAAGGUGGAGAGCUGUUCAUGCUCCCCCAGACCUCCAGCGCCUCCUUGAUCACAUCUCGGCUACUGAUACUUUAGUAACGCCACCUGCCGUCCAAUCAGACACAGAAUACAAGGAGGCCAGCACUAACUGCAAUAAGAGCACAUCAAGUACUGCCAUAUCCACUAUCACUAUAAACUCUAUGACCACCACCACCACUGUUAGCAAUGGCAUUACUGAACCAAACUCCAAUACUGGGAGCAGUGGCAACAACAGUGAUGUAAAUGGCAGUGGUAGUAGUGGUGGUGGUGGCAGUGUGGUAGUUGGCAAUGUGGAAUAUGUUGUGGUGGGAGUCUGUGUAGUGGUAGUUAGAUUAAUUGUGGAAUAUUCUGAGUGCGCCUCCACAUUGAGGUUAGCAGCACAGCAGUUACUUACUCGACUGACUGAUCUUCUAAGAAGGUUUAAUUCAGACACCUGCAGACUUUUGAUUGAGGCAGGAGCUGUAGCCCUUGGACUGAAAACUAUAACAACUCGGAACUUGGCCUUAGCCUGGCGAUCCUUACAGUUGUUACUAACCUUGCUACCACGUCUUAACACUCAUUUCUCUACUCUCCUCCGACCAGCUAUUGUUGCAAAAAAUAUUGAACAGGUAACAAGAGAGUAUCAAGAGCAUUGUGAAGCUAUAGAAGCUAAAAUUGUAGGUGUAAUGAGUGACACCCUAGAACGACAGUUAGCCACUUGGGAAGCACGCUCACCUGUCCCUUCUCCAGUAUUUACAGGAAUCUUGAAGGCUGUAACUAAGUUACACGAGGCUGUGUCAGGAGUCCUACCUCGUCAGCAGAAAUACCAGUUAUUUGAGAAAAUUACUGCUGUGCUGAAAGAGAAACUUAAAGUCCAUCUAGUUCGACUUAAUGUGUCAUCUGUUGGGCCACAAAGUUGGGUUGUGACAAGUGAACUGACCUUUUACUUCAACCACCUAGAGGGUCUUGGAUUGAAUGGCCUUGUAUCUCAAGAGGAGUUCACAACAGGCUUAUGGCCUCCUCGUUAAAACAUGGUUCACAGAUUAUGUGUAAUAAGUGCAAACUUCAGAGUAAAUACUAGAAGUUAAGAUAUUUAUGUGGAUGUAUAGUAUGGAUUCCCUUUAAUUUCUCUCUUGAACAGUUAAUGUACAUAGGUUUAUUAUUGUAAAUAUUUUGGCACAGGACUUUUCAUAGAACAAAAUGUGAUAUAUAGAUGCAUCAGUAUUGUCAAGACAGGUGGUUGAUACAGCACACUUUCUCCUUAUUUCUGGUAAAUAUUUAUUGGUUAUACUUCAAGAUGAGGAAUGGCUGUAGUCAUUAUCACUUUAAUGUGAUAGUUUUUUAAAUCAACUAAUUUUGUCUAUAGCACAUAUUUAUACAAAUAACCCAUACUUUUUAAGGUGGUGUGUAUUGUAUUAAUAAUUAUAGAUUGACCAUAUGCUUGGCACAUGUGAUGAACACUGUCUUAUGUCAAGCAUUAUGAGGCCAUUUUGUAAGGCUGUUUCAGGGAUCGCACUUUUAACCACUGAUAAUUUACAGCUUGGUGGUCAGUAAAAGAUUGUUCUCACUGCCAGUUUCUUAAUUGGUGAAUUACAUUAAUUCUCAACAUAAUACUCUCAGUAAUCAGAGAUGAAUAUUAAUCUGCCAGCAUAUCCUCAGUAAUCAAUCAUGAAUAUUUAUUAACCAUCCUAACACUUAAUAAUUAAUAUAUUCUAAGGAAAUUGGUAGUAGAGUACAUAGUUUUUCAGCCGUUUGAUUUUUGGUUAUAGGGAGUAUUUUAAUAAAGGAAAUCUAAAACCUUUCAACAUCAGUGAUAAUAUUUUGUUUACAUGAUAAUGUAGCUUCCUCUAUUGCUAUGCAGAAGUAAUUCAGAGCCAAUUCAUUGCCAAUAUACCAUCUUUUAUUAACCAGCCAAGUAGCAGGUAUAUCUGUUCAAAGCAUUCCAGUUCUUGUCCAUUAUCAUAGUUCUACAUAUUAACCUCUUUCUCCUGAUAUUCUUCCACCAAAACCACCUUUCCUCUUCAGUUUCUCUCAACUUUUAGCAUUUUCCAUGUAAAAUUUAAUAUUAAUCAUCCGUGCUGAACUUUAUACACAUACAAACAUCUUUUACUUCAUACAUAUCUUGACUCGUUAAUACUUCAUCCUGUAAUCAUCUAUUCCCUCAUCUGUAAGAUAAUGUAAGUACUGCAAUUUUUUUUUUUUUUUUUUUUUUUUUUUUUUUUUUUUUUUAUUUUUUCUGUUCUAAACAUGCUUUGAAAUAUCCUCAUUUAUUAUGCUCUUUGUAUAACAUGACCACUCAUAAAAAAAAAUUUUUGUUGUUGACAUUGUGCUUUCCUGCAAAAAUCAUUCCCAGCCAUUUGAACCAUCUUAUAAGUAUUAAGACGAUUAACCCUUACUGUCCAAACGUACAUCUACAUUUGCACACGUAGUGCUCCAAACGUAGAUCAUUUUAUUUUUCAUUCCUUCAGAUUUGGCAAAAUAGGCUCGAGUCACCUAGACAUGAAAGAAUGGGUCUGUGCACUCGGUGUGCGCACUAUUAAAAAAAUCUGGGAGCACUUAGUACCUUGUGAUAGCACCAGUUCAAUUGAGCGCCAGCUAGAGCAAAUAACGUGGCAAACACCAGGGAUUCACUGAUGCCAUGUCGCAUUAACACCUCCAUUUUAAGAGGAAAGUAAAAAUAGGUUAGAUAAAUACACGAAUGAGUGGGUGCGAGUUGGACCUGAUUAGCUUGUGCAACUAGGUCUGAUGUCAUGCUCCUUCCUUCAACGGAUGUGACGUGACCCGACUAGGUGGGUCAUUGGUCUGAGCCAGGCGGGGUGACAUGUACCUGCCUUGCAUGGGCCAGUAGGCCUGCUGCAGUGUUCCUUCUUUCUUACGUAUUCGGCAGGCUGGCCGGCUAACUUGCUUUGGCUGUCUCUGUCUAUAUCUCUGUCUCACAUGUACAGAAAAGUAAUUAUACAUAGUGUAAAUUACCUAGGAUAAUCCAAAAAUUCCAGGCAAAGAUAGACAGUCAGAAACAUGUUUGUGUGUAUCAGUGAAAACAAAUAAAGCCAGGGUUCCCCCGAGCACCCAUUUAUCAAAUGUCACCGAGCUGAUAACAAUGUCAUAACAGAAUUCAAGGAGUGUAAUAUACAUAUACUCCAGACAGAGAGACAAGAAAUGUUCGUGUGCAAGCGAUAAAUAUAGCAAGGGUUAGCUGAAGCAGUGGGCAUUUAUCAAAUGUCACUGGGCUGUCAACAAUAUAGGGAUGCCUUUCAUAACAUGCUUCAAGGUAUAUGCCAGGGUAUCUAAAACAUUGCUGGGACCUAUAAAUACUUUGUGUAAUUUCUAGACAAUAGUAAAUAACCCAAGCAGGUGUAAAUGUUCACCUGUCAAUGUGAUUGUGACUAUUUGAGCACUAUUUCAGUACCUAAUAUUAGUGUCAGAACAAGAUUGGCUAUGAAAUUACAAGAACUAUUAUAAAUUGUAAAUAUCAUAACAUAAAAAAUAUAUAAAUUAAAAUAAAAACGAGAAAAAAAGGUAUAUUGGCAACACUUCUGCAAGUGGCAGGAGUCGAUGUUGCUGACAGGUGAGCAUCCAGAGCCAACUUCACGGUCUUACAUCUCGGUAAGUACUGACUCCCCAAUUUUUUUAAUCCUAUAACAUGUAGAAAAAUGUACUCUUCAUUUUAAAAGAAACUAUUUUUUUGUUUUUCAAAAUAUUAGGAGCGCCAUGUGAGUGAACGUAGAUCUACGUUUGGACAGUUCAAGGGUUAAAAGGAACAGUUGAAAUAUUUAUUUUGAAUAUGUUAGGCUUGCAUUUAUAGUACAUAUUUAAAGCAACCUACACUUCAGCAGAGAAAAAAGAAAGUGUCGGGAGAUUGAGGAUUGCCCAGGUAAGUAAAUGUAGUUGGAAAAGCAGAGGAUAAAAAAAAAAAAAUUGUAGCACAUGUAAGUCCAUAUGAAGAGAACAGCUAAUGAGUAUUGUUGUUUGGUCUGAUGCCGAGAUCCAGCCAGUGUUUCAUUGAGAACCUAAAAUAUACAGUACUCCUGUCACUGAACAUUUUUAACAUCAACAAACACUCCAUGUUGGUUUAUUUGUACUAGUGACCAAUAUUUAUUAUUCUUUAAAGUUUGGAUAGAAUAAUGAAAUUACAUUGUGGAAGUUAAGAAUAUGUACUAGGCCCCAAGCAACACUGCAUUGUGUGUAGUGAAUGACAGCCACAAGGGAGUAAAAGGGGUACACCUUUUCCUUCCCCACAGUAGUACUUCCAUGCGCAACCAAUGCCAUCCGGACUACAUCUUUUUCUAUGUGUAAAUUUAAAUGUGUGUGCAUAAUUUUAAUUUAAUACUUUAACCCUUUCACUGUCAUGUAGAUCUGCAUCAUUGACACCAAUGUUGAUCAAAUAGAUCUACGUCUUAAUCAUAGUGCACUUAAAUAUUUUUUUGAUUGGUAAAUUCUGGCCCAGAUAUGAGAGAACAGGUCUGGUGUGUGCACUAUUAAAAAAUGAUGGGAAAACUGAACCUUCUAGACCAGUGUUUGGGCUAAAGGAGCAACUUUGAUGUGUUUUCUAGGGUGGGUCUGCCGAUUGUUUCGUGGUAUCACUUGGUAGACUCAGACAUACUAGUGAAAUGAUUUUCAUUAGAUUGAGACCGGGUUACCCUGAAAUUGGCUUUAAAGUAGCAGAAAUAUUUAAUUUUUGUCAGUUUUCAUGAUACAAGGUAGGGAUUCCCCCCUCUCGCUCCCUCAGUCUGUUUUGAGAGUUUUUGCUAGGUCUCCUUCAGUUAUUUGGAUGGCUUAAACCAUGACCAAUCAUUCUUGGUUAUAAGCUGUGAAUUAGGAUAAAACUUCAGUUUUUCUGAAUGAUGGGUUCAAAAUGGAAGGUAAGUGUUAUAUAGGAGAGGCCUUUGGAACAUGAAUAGGGAACAGAAGAGGUUGCUUCAGUGGCUGGUAUACCUACAGUGUUUAUUUCCGACAGUUUUUAAACUGUAAUUUAUAUUUUGUGUAAAAUUGGGCAAAUUACUGACAUCUGGGUCAUUUAUAAAGUAGUUCUGCUAGUUAAAUAGGCAGUUUCUUCCACUCUCUCAUUAGAACAGAGGGCAUACUAGCAAAAUAGCCAGUAAUUAGCUUGGUUUAAGUAGCAGACCUAAGAAAAGAAAGGUAAAAUUAUUGAUGCAUAAAUUGUGGCCAGACUUCCAAUUUUGCACCUGCGUAAUUUUAUAAGUAUUCCAUUUUAUUUUGCAUUUAUAGUGUCAUUAUUUUCAGAAAAGUAUUUCCAUUUUUUCUUCAAACUGUAGCAUUUUCAGCACUAAUUUGAGGGGUUGUGACAGUGAAAGAGUUAAGAUUAAAAACCUUUCUGAAAAUUGAAUUUCAAUAGUAAAAUAAACAGCUCCAUGGGACUAUGGUUUCAAUGUUUCAAGAUGUGAAUGGUUCUCAUUUCCCUGUUUAAUUUUCUAAACAAAACAUGUCAAAUUUUCACAAUAUUGUAAUGUAUUUUCAUAGUCGCAAAUUUAUGAAUAACUUAGAAAUAAAAUUUGAAAUAUUAAAAAUUAUUGCUACUCUCUCUUUUAUAAAGGGAAAUAAAAUAAUAUUGUAAUUUAGAAGUAAAAAUGAUAAAACCAGAUACAGUAGAUCCUUGAAUAACACAUCUAAAAAAAUUUUUUUUUUAAUAAAGUUGAAAUAUGGUAGCACAAACCUGCAUAACAGUGUAAAACUGUAAUAUCACAGUGUUUUUUAGAAAAGUUGGCUUAGACAUUAAAACUUUUCUAUUUGGAAAUUUACAUGGCCUGUUGAAAGCCAGUUCCUGACUCUGGAUCAGUUCGGAAUAUGAUGUAGCGGCCCUCUUGACCUCAAUGGAAGACUGAUUCACAGGUAUCAGUUGUGAGUCGUCUACCUCUUAUUGUGUAACCCUCUCCAAAUGCUGCUUUAUCAACAAGCAAAGAACAAGGAAUUUAAAGAAUAAAUUUUAAUUACCACUAGUAUAAAUAAGAAAACUAUAUUGAAAUGCAAGGUCAGCUAACAGAUAACCCACAGCAAUCUGCUGCUCAGUUGAACUACAUGUACAUCUAAUAGCAAAAUAAUUUAAUGUAGGGUAAAUUUUUUUUAUUUUUAAUUAAAUUUAUAAUAACCACAGGCAGUAUAUUAACCUUGUUUCUCUGAAUGGAACACCACGCCCAUUUUCUCUGGAAGAGAGAGUGUAGUGUGUGAAGCACCAGCUUCCCCUGGGCUUUAUUUAAUAAGGUUGUUUAGUAACUUAAAAUUUUAUUUAUGAUUUGGUACUAAACAUUUAUAUAUCAACAAAGGACUACAUCCACAAUGGAAGCUGUCAAAGCACUUUUUUAUUUAAAAUUUUUUUAACUUUGCUUUACAUGAUUUGGUGUAAUAUGCUGUUUUCAGGAUUGUAACUACCAUGUUAAUCAAGGGUUUACUGUAUUAAACUUCUUUAAUUUUAAAUUUGUUUGUUUUUGCAUAAAAUAAUGAUAGGUAUUGCCAUUCUUUUCAUGCAUUGUCAUAAAAGCAAUAUUUUAUCAAUGAGAAAAGAAAAUUUUGAAAUUUGGUAAAUAGACUAUUCAAAAAAAUAAAUUUGUUCACACAAACAUGCACAUAUACAAUCUUAUACACGUAUAAACAUUUAUGCAACUGCCUAUUCCAACCAUUUUUUAAAUUAUAUAUAUAAAAAAAAAAGUUAUAAAAAGUCACUUACAGUGUGUAUUUAAGUUUAGGUAUGUGAUUAUGUACUCUUUUUGCAAUAAUAGUUAAUUGUUCCUACAGUGAAUUUUGAUUUGUCACAUCAUUUACACUCCACAUUAGAAAUUAUCAAUAUUUCUAAAGAUGAUUGGUAUGAGUUAAAGACUUAAUAUCUGCUAUAACUGCUUUAGGACUCUGAACUGAGUUGCAAAAUGUGAUUCCAGAACUUGACCAAGUAGUGAACAAAAUGUAUAUAGUUCAAAGGUAAAAAUAAAAUCUUGGUAACCCUAAAUUUUCUUAAAUAUUUAAGUUGUGUACGAUAAAUAAUUAAUACAAAGUUGAUAAGACCUGUUUUGCUAGUGUUCUGUAAUUUUUGGCAGAUGAAAUAUGACAUUCCAGUUAUUUUGUCUAUUUGGUAAUUCCUUCUUUAAAAUUAUAUAAUUAUAUAUAAUGGGUAGGGGAUGUGUAGAUCAAGUGUUUACAUUGAAGCAUAUAUGUGAA
This is a messenger RNA of Cherax quadricarinatus, 9352 nucleotides long. It is a transcript of the gene scat, whose product is annotated as VPS54 subunit of GARP complex scat. The record is from RefSeq and is a predicted model, not a curated record. Gene Ontology annotation, biological process: Golgi to vacuole transport; retrograde transport, endosome to Golgi. Gene Ontology annotation, cellular component: GARP complex. NCBI's taxonomy places the organism in Eukaryota, Metazoa, Arthropoda, Malacostraca, Decapoda, Parastacidae. Gene Ontology annotation, molecular function: syntaxin binding.